UGGUGUGCAUUUAUGGCGCUCUUGUAUACGAAUAAUUUUUUACAAAAUUCUGGAAAUUGAGUGAGAGGCUUAUGUAUGUUAUAGAAUAGAAACAGUUAAGUGAGUUUUCGUCUUUUUGUGUAGGUCUCUGUUUUCUUAAACUAUUUAAAGGCACUCAGAAGGAUGGAUGCAGUUCCAGGUCGAAAGGCACCCAUGGCAUCAGGAUCGGCGCCUGACCUCAUGUACUGCCAGCCAUGCGCGGAGGACGGCAAUAAAAUCCUCCCCGAUGCCUUCUGUCCCGUUUGCAAGGAGUUCCUGUGUUCUACCUGCGCCCGUGUACACAGGAACCAGAAAAUAACCAAAAGUCACGCCCUCCAGGACAAGACAAGUAUGCCUUCCUCAUUCUGCGCAGAGAGUGAAGAUGAGAAGUUUUCAGUCACAUGUCAACACCAUUCUAAGGAGUUUAUAAAAUACUACUGUCCACGUCACGAUGCACUUUUGUGUGGAGACUGUGUAAUUGAGAAUGAAAACCAUCGCUCUUGUAUGGUAGAAAAGAUUCUGCAAGUGGCAAAACGAUACCAGGAAGGUGAAGAAUACAUCAGUCUGAAAACAGGACUUGGCCAGAUGGUCAGAGACAUUGAAAACUAUAUAUUGUACAUACAGGUGCGCAUGAAGUCAGUUGAUGAAGAAAAUCUCACCAAUAUCAAUGAGUUUCGGAAAUUCCGGAAUGAAAUUAACCAGUACCUGGAUAAAAGAGAAAAUGAACUCUUGGCAGAAAUUGAUCAGACGAAGCGGACAUCCAAGACAUUCCUGAAUGAACUAAAAACAAAAUACACAAACAUAAAAUCAGCCACUGAGAAACUACAGUCGGAUCUACACGCACAUGAAGCCAAUAGCAACCAGUUGUUAAUAGUAGGAAAACGAGCUAUCAAAGAGUUGGAGGAUCUCCAGACAGCCCUGGAAAAGGUCAGCAUGAGUAAGGACGUUUCCAGGUACACGUUCGACAGGGACCCCGCAACAGAGCGGUUGCUAGCUUCUGAAACAGCGAUAGGUAGGUUAAAAGAAGGAGAAUCAACUACAACGUUAGGGCAGCAGCAACAAAAACAGGAGAAAAAGCAACAAGAACAACGAAAACAACAGGAGUCAAAGCAGCAACAACACAAACCUACACAAGCUCCAUCACACAAAGUUAACUUCCAGAGUAGUGUAGACCUAAGCCAGUCCCAGUUCAGCAGACAGCCUGACAUUCCAAUGAAGACAUCAGGUGAUACCCGUAACUGCUUUCUGUCCAGUGUGGCCUGCUUGUCCGGGAACAGGAUCCUUCUAGCUGAUUACAACAACCAAUCAGUGAAACUGAUACUAAGACCAACAUGGUGUUGUCCGAGGUUGCUCUGUCAGGUAGACCAUGGGACUUGUGUCAACUGCCCGGUGACAGGGCAGCCGUCACUCUGACUUCAAAUGGGAUGAUACAGUUCCUGUCAACGAA
This is a messenger RNA of Mya arenaria, 1465 nucleotides long. Its product is annotated as E3 ubiquitin-protein ligase TRIM71-like. The transcript is spliced from 2 exons. The record is from RefSeq and is a predicted model, not a curated record. Gene Ontology annotation, cellular component: chromatin; nucleoplasm. Lineage: Eukaryota; Metazoa; Mollusca; Bivalvia; Myida; Myidae. Gene Ontology annotation, biological process: positive regulation of DNA-templated transcription. Bases 163 to 1431 code for a protein of 422 amino acids. Gene Ontology annotation, molecular function: ubiquitin-protein transferase activity; zinc ion binding.